This is a messenger RNA of Rhipicephalus sanguineus (brown dog tick), 717 nucleotides long. RefSeq lists its product as uncharacterized. The transcript is spliced from 5 exons. The record is from RefSeq and is a predicted model, not a curated record. NCBI's taxonomy places the organism in Eukaryota, Metazoa, Arthropoda, Arachnida, Ixodida, Ixodidae. Bases 1 to 717 code for a protein of 238 amino acids.
AUGCCCGAAAAAAAGGACGAGCAAGUAUCUGCGCAGGAAGUUCGACGGAGUCGACCUCAGCUGGACAGGAGUUGGGGCAAAGCGGUGAUUGCGUGCGCAGCCACGUUCUUCUCAUCUGCUGUCCACUCGACAUCGGGCAUAUUUUAUGUGGCGCUCAUGCGUGAAUUCGGCGUAAACCGCGAGACGGCAUCCUGGCCGACCAGCGUCUUCCAAGCCAUUGACAAUGUUUCAGGUUUCUUUCGGGAUCAACAAGGUUCUUACGACAACUUCUACUACUCAUUGAGCGGCCUGCACUUCCUCAUGGUGGUCGACGCUACGGCGAAGUAUCCAACGGGGUUCCUCCAGGCGUCGCUGGCCGAAAUAGGCGCCUACGACGAGUGCAUCGAGACCGUGGUGCACGAUGACCACGGCGUCGAGGUGGUCCGCGGUCAGUUCUGCAACGUGCACGUGCUAGUCGGCGACGACCUCUCCUUCGUCGACAACGUUAUACCAGCCUUCCGCUUCUCUCAUAAAAGGGCCGGAAGCUUCAAGGGCUAUCUGGCGGAUAAGAAGUUGACUGGUCUUCGCAUGGGCGUGUGCUUCAUCAACUCGUGCACUGAACAAGAUAUUACCAACAUUGGCAGGACCUUGUUCGGAACUGCAGCAGAUAUCGUCGUCAAGAACUGCGUCACUGGCGUGGACGAUGGGAUAGACAUUACCCAGGCAUGCAUAAUGUGA